Molecule: messenger RNA, 909 nt
Organism: Anisakis simplex (herring worm)
Lineage: Eukaryota; Metazoa; Nematoda; Chromadorea; Rhabditida; Anisakidae
Source: the annotation of a GenBank genome assembly
AUGGAAGCCGAAAUCAGACAGCUUGUUCAAACAACAGUCGAAGAAGUGAUCAGUAAAGCAGAAGCGAUCCUUAAUUCUCCGUACAUGGUAAGCUUCUCAUCCUCAAUCACACAAAAAGGAUUUCUGCUUCGUCGCCAACGCAACAAUGGAAUAAGCACGAACAUAUGCAAAAGUAUUAUCGAUGAGCAUGACUCAAUCGAAAUAUGCGCACGAGAUAGGAGUAAAGGCGAGGAAAUUCUCGAGCUGGACGAUCCUCAAAUAGCAAGAGCCCAUUGGAUACAAUUGUUCAAAAUGAAUAUGCAGAUGACCGUCAUUCAAAACACAUUUCUACAAAUACUGAGCAAUUAUCAGCAUCUUCGACCAAUUUGGUGUUUCGCAAGGAAUCUCAGCGAUAAAUCGGAAUCAUGCAUUGGUAGAAUCAGAAAUGAUAAAAGAUUCAUUCAACAUUGCGAAAAUGUUCUCGCGGCAAUGAAUGCGAUAAUGGAGAAUCUCGAUGAACCGGACUGUCGCGAUGCCCUACUUCAACAGCUUGGAGUUAAUCAUUUCUUCUACGAUGUAUGCGAACCGCAUUUUGAGGUGUUUCACAGCGCAUUCAAGGAAUCAAUGCGAACAACCCUUCAUGGUACUGAUGCUCUGAAUGAAAACUUGGAACAAGCAUGGAAUAUGAUAUUCGAAAUAAUAAAAUCAAACAUGUGCGUUGGCUUAUCAACACAACGAUAUGACUACUUAUCACGACGUAUGACACCCAAAGAAUUUAUAAUUGUAAAAUCUACUUGGCACAAAGCGAAAGUAUUCAACACCAAACAUCUGGGUGCUAAAAUUCGCCAACUCGCCAUACAGGUCAACUUCAUUCGCAUAAUCCGUAGGAUUUCAAGCGCUUCUAUCCCAUUCACAUAUUUGGCCAUGUGA